Molecule: messenger RNA, 1220 nt
Organism: Odontomachus brunneus
Lineage: Eukaryota; Metazoa; Arthropoda; Insecta; Hymenoptera; Formicidae
Product: vegetative cell wall protein gp1-like
Exons: 3
Coding region: 1-1014 (337 amino acids)
Source: RefSeq, a predicted model, not a curated record
AUGCUUAUGCAGCUAUCAAAAUGGGCAAUAUACAUCUUCUUAGUGACCGAUUGCGUCAAAGGACAUUGGCCGCGCGUCGGCCGUCAAGCAGGAUACUCCUAUCAACGGCCCAAUAUUCCAUUUGGUUUACCAACGGAAAUAGGUGUUCAGCAAGGAUAUCCUAGACCUCAAUCUAGUUACCCAAGUUAUUCUUAUCCUGCUCCUCCUCCACCAACACCAACACCACCAGCACCUCCUUCACUGCCACCAUCGCCUCCACCUGUGCCACCACCGUCACCACCGCCUGUGUAUAUCCCACCUUCAACGCCACCUCCAUCGCUUCCGCCUCCGGAAACACCAUCACCACCAUCGUCACCGCCAUCGCCGCCGUCAUAUCCUCCUCCGUCGCCAUCACCCCCUUCUUCUCUACCACCACCUGUAUAUAUACCACCUCCUUCACCGCCACCUCCGUCACCACCAUCUCCUCCUCCUCUUCCACCACCAUCUCCUCCUACACGUCCACGACAUAUGUAUCUAUCUCCAUCUCGACCACGAUUACCGCCACUAUCUCCACGACCUACACGGCCGCCUGCUACAUAUUUACCUCCUUAUGACAAUCAACGACCACCGAUUGUGUCAACUCCAGCGUCUACAUAUUUACCACCAUAUGGACAACGUGGUUCCGUUGGAAUAUUAAACGUUGGUGGAACGUCUACUUCUGCUGCUGAGGUUCCUGCAACCACUGCGAGUUUCCCAACGUCAAGUGUGGUGAAAUUAAGUGGACCAAGCGUCACUACCGCAUCUAGUUCUGCCAGUGCAUCCUGCGGAACGUACAGCUCAGUACCUAUUUCGAUUAUACCUUCCUCUACAUCAAGCUAUUCUUCAUCUGCACCAGGAUAUCCUUCAAGUACACCGAAUUAUCCCUGUAUGCAGGGCUCAGUUGUGCCAGAUGAGCCUUCAUCUAUGUCAGGAUAUCCUUUGUCAACGCCUACGUCUAUUCCAUCGUCUUCCUCGCCUACAGCAGGAUAUCGUUAGUUUCGUUGUCGUUCGUCUGAGUUCUUCCGAGAAUUAUUCGAUGAUUUAGAUAUCGUUUAUCUAUUUUUCUGUUUAAUGGGUUCUUAGGGUUAUCUUAGACUUUCAUGUUGUUUGGGAGCUCUUUCUAAAAUAAGCAAUGGGCAAGUUAAGUUCAUUUAAGGAUUAAAUAGUAACAAAGUAGAAGAUUUUGCAAUUACCUGGAAGAC